Chenopodium quinoa (quinoa) is the source of this 1242-nucleotide messenger RNA. Its product is annotated as peroxisome biogenesis protein 12-like. The record is from RefSeq and is a predicted model, not a curated record. The coding region runs from base 1 to 1086 and encodes 361 amino acids. Lineage: Eukaryota; Viridiplantae; Streptophyta; Magnoliopsida; Caryophyllales; Amaranthaceae. Gene Ontology annotation, molecular function: ubiquitin-protein transferase activity; zinc ion binding; protein binding. The transcript has 10 exons. Gene Ontology annotation, biological process: protein import into peroxisome matrix; protein monoubiquitination. Gene Ontology annotation, cellular component: peroxisomal membrane; peroxisomal importomer complex.
AUGGCACCUUCUGUAAUGGCUCUAAGAAGGCCAAUUCUACAUAAAGUGUUGGACUAUGAGAAUGAGUACUUUGCCUUGUUGAUGCUAGUUUUGGAGACUCAUAGCAUGAGAACUACGGAUGCAUCUUUCUCAGAGUCAUUGUAUGGCUUGCGAAGAAGAACAGUAAGAUUGAAAUUGAAAAAAGAUGAUCUUCAUUCCAACUCCACAGAUGGGAUUCAGCUUUCUGGGAUAGAAAAGCACCAAAGAGUCCUUUCUGUUGUCUUUCUGGUUGUGUUACCGUAUUUUAAGUCAAAAUUGCAUUCAAUAUAUAGCAGAGAAAGGGAAACUGCAGUGCGUGCAAGCUUAUGGGGACCAGGUGAUGAAAGCUUUGAUGAUGCUGACUAUCUAGAUGUGGCAGAGAAUCCAGUUGAUCAGAGUAGAACUUCAGAUCAAGAUCUGUCAUCAAGAGAACAAAUCUUGCAGGGAGCAAAGAAAAUUAUAGCUGCGUGUUACCCCUGGAUACAUACUGGCCAUGAAGGAUUAACAUUUGCUUAUCAAACAUUGUAUCUGUUGGAUGCUACUGGGUUUUAUUCUCUUGGAUUGCAUGCUUUAGGGAUCCAAGUCUGUCGGGCUACUGGACAGGAACUGAUGGAUGCUUCUUCAAGAAUAUCAAGGAUGAGAAGUCGUGAACGUGAGAGACUUCGUGGUCCUCCAUGGUUGAAGAAAUUGCAAGGAGCAUUGCUCAGCUGUAUGUAUGCAGCACUUGAUUAUUCACAGACAGGCUUAAUUGCUGCCGUAUUUGUAUUCAAGAUGAUGGAGUGGUGGUACCAGUCAGCAGAGGAAAGGAUGUCUGCACCGACAAUUUAUCCCCCACCACCACCGCCUCCAGCCCCAAAAGCGGCUAAAGAGGGUAUUCCACUGCCGUCAGACAGAACAGUUUGUCCUUUGUGUUCGGAAAGACGUGCAAAUCCUUCAGUUGUUACAGUAUCAGGAUUUGUUUUCUGUUAUGGUUGCAUAUUCAAGUAUGUUUCUCAGUAUAAGCGGUGCCCAGUCACACUCAUCCCUGCUGAAGUCGAGGACAUUAGACGGCUCUUCCAUGACAUGUAGACUAUGUGAAAACAUGGUAAUUGCCAAUGUGCUUAUCUUGGCCGUGUUUCUUUUAUUUUCUGACCUGAAAGAUGUUUCAGUGUUCAUUAAGUGGUAUGCUGUAAAUAGUUUUAUCCCGAUAAUAUUGCAUUUUAUAAAGAUAUAGAUUUGUGUAAA